UUUUGAAAUCACAACACUUUUAAACGUUUAAACAGUGUUGAGCAACCAAUUACUAUUACUUGUAGAACAAUUAAAUCAUAAAAUGAGCAAAGAGAAAAAAAGUUUUAAUGUUGUGGUAUUAGGAGAACCUGGUGUAGGAAAAAGUUCCUUAGUUAGAAGAUAUGUUUUAGGAACGUUUUUGUCAAGAACGACGACGACAGUCGGUGUUAAUCGCGUUCCAGUUUGCGUUAACAUUAACGAAGAGACAUUCGAUUUCAACAUUCUUGAUACUGCUGGAUGUUUUGGAUUUCAUGGACUAAUAAAAAGUUAUAUGCCAAACGUAGAUGCCGUAAUUUUUGUUUACGAUCUAACAAAUAAAGAAACAUUUGCCUCCCUUCCACUAUGGAAUUCUAUUAUAAAAAAUUCUGGAAAACAAGGCAUUACAAAAGUAUUAGUGGGAAACAAAAAAGAUUUAUCAGAGCAUAGAGAAGUACUAUUUAAAAAUGCAAAGAACUACGCUGAAUUUGAAGGCAUGGUUGCCAUUGAAAUAUCUGUUAAAGAAGAAGAUGGCGUAGAUCUAGUUUUUGAUUGCGUUGCAAGAGAGCUUCAACUAAGUAGGCAAACAACCAAUAUGGAGUUUAAUCACUUUCAUAAAAACACUUUUCAAAUAACAGAAACGCUAGAUCAUUUAAAUAUAAAAUCUUGUACUAAAAAAGUAAGCAGUCUUCAAAAUCUUGGUAAAUAUUUUUUCAAAAAAAAAACUAAAAAAGACGCAACUUCUUUGCAAGAAGAGACAUACAGAUUACAAAACUUUCGCUGGAUUUAAGCAAAUCCCAUUAUAUAGACCACAGUUAGUCAGCAAAACUAUUAUUAUAAUUUUUUUUUUUUUGUAAAACAUUGUAAAUAUAUUUAAUUAGAUGAUUUUUCUUUUAGCUAUAUAA
Messenger RNA from Hydra vulgaris (swiftwater hydra), 920 nucleotides. RefSeq names its product ras-related protein Rab-31. NCBI's taxonomy places the organism in Eukaryota, Metazoa, Cnidaria, Hydrozoa, Anthoathecata, Hydridae. Gene Ontology annotation, molecular function: GTPase activity; GTP binding. The record is from RefSeq and is a predicted model, not a curated record.